Messenger RNA from Grosmannia clavigera kw1407, 1539 nucleotides. RefSeq names its product FAD-binding domain containing protein. The transcript has a single exon. Gene Ontology annotation, molecular function: FAD binding; Delta24(24-1) sterol reductase activity. The record is from RefSeq and is a predicted model, not a curated record. Gene Ontology annotation, biological process: steroid metabolic process. Gene Ontology annotation, cellular component: membrane; cytoplasm. NCBI's taxonomy places the organism in Eukaryota, Fungi, Ascomycota, Sordariomycetes, Ophiostomatales, Ophiostomataceae. Bases 1 to 1539 code for a protein of 512 amino acids.
AUGGAGGUGCACAAGCAGGCGGUGGCGGCCAUUGCCAAGGCGGUGCGCAGCCACUAUGAGCGGCGGGAGCCAUUCCGGAUUUUCCACGGGUCGACCAACUCGACACGGCCGGGCGCCGGAGCACGGGGCGGUGGCCGCGGCGUGGUGGACAUCAGUGCGCUGAGCCACGUGUUGGCAGUGGACACGGCUGCACGCACGGCGCUGGUCGAGCCCAACGUGCCGAUGGACCGACUGGUGGCGGCCACGCUGGCCCGCGGGCUGGUGCCACCGGUAGUGAUGGAAUUUCCCGGGAUCACAGCCGGGGGCGGCUAUGCAGGCACGGCUGGCGAGAGCAGCUCGUUCCGCCACGGCUUCUUUGACCAGACCGUGCGACGCGUCGAGAUGGUGCUAGGCAGCGGUGAUGUCGUCGAGGCCACACCCGACCUUGCCGAUCCACGCCGCGACCUCUUCCGGGGAGCCGCCGGCGCUCUCGGCACUCUCGGCACUGCCACGCUGCUCGAGCUGCAGCUCGUUCCCGCACGUCGCUACGUCCGCACUACCUACCGUCGCUGCGCCAGCGUGGCCGAGACCAUCGCCGCCGUGCGCGACGCCGCUGACCCGCUGCGCAGCCGCUUCGACUACGUCGACGGCAUCCUCUUUGGCCGCCACCAUGGCGUCGUCAUCACUGGCGAGAUGACUGACGAUGAGCCGUCCGAGUCCGCCAGCCGCCAGACCUUUAGCCAGCCCCGCGACCCCUGGUUCUACCUCCACGUGCGCGACCACACCGCCGCCUCCCUCUCGCCCGAUGAACCCGCCACCGAAUACGUCCCCCUCGCCGAGUAUCUCUUCCGCUACGACCGUGGCGGCUUCUGGGUCGGUCGCUCGGCCUUCUCCUACUUCCCCUUUCCCUUCAACCGCUGGACCCGCCGGUUUCUCGACGACUUCCUUCACACCCGCAUGCUCUACAAGGCCCUGCACGCCUCCGGCCAGUCGUCCACGUACGUCGUUCAGGACCUCGCCCUGCCCUACACCACUGCCGCCGAUUUUGUCGACUACACCGCCGACACCUUUGGCAUCUGGCCGCUCUGGCUCUGCCCGCUGCAGCCAUCGGCCCGACCGACUUUCCACCCGCACUCGAAGCUGGCCGCUGACACCGUCGUGUCCGCUAUGCCACCCCAGCAGAUGCUCAACGUCGGUCUCUGGGGCCCUGGCCCGUCUGAUGCUGCCCGCUGCGUAGAGCUGAACCGCGACCUUGAACACCGCCUCGGCCACGAUUUCGGCGGCAUGAAGUGGCUCUACGCCCAUGCCUACUACGACGAGGACGAGUUCUGGCGCCUCUACGAUCGCCCGGCCUACGAUGCUCUUCGCCAGAAAUACCACGCCACCAGCUUGCCGUCUGUCUACGACAAGGUCAAGGUCGAUCCGGCCCGCCACACCAGCGGAGCGUCGUCGUGGUCGUCGUCACUGCUCACAAGCUGGCCGCUGGCCGGCGCCGUAGGCUUGCGGCACGCUAUCGCUAGCAAGGCGUAUCUGCCACGGACGCCACCGUGGCGCACGUGA